Messenger RNA from Rotaria sp. Silwood2, 275 nucleotides. NCBI's taxonomy places the organism in Eukaryota, Metazoa, Rotifera, Eurotatoria, Philodinida, Philodinidae. The record is from the annotation of a GenBank genome assembly.
CACGUCGAAGUAUCUUUCUAGAAAGUCGUACCGCACAGAAAGAUGAAAAGAGAGAACAACAUCGACGUCAACCACAUCGAUCAGAUCCUGAAGUCAAUAAUGGCGUAAUGAAGGAAGAUUAUAUUAAUCAUGUACGAAAGAGAGUUAACAGUAGAUUAAAAGAUAUCAUAGCAAAAUGUUCAUGUAUGGUAUCAAGACAAAUAGUAGUAACAACAGCACAACAUAACGAGUCCAAACGUUCAACAAAACACCGAAUGUUGUUGUCGGAUGGUUAG